Messenger RNA from Chara braunii, 1091 nucleotides. The record is from the annotation of a GenBank genome assembly. NCBI's taxonomy places the organism in Eukaryota, Viridiplantae, Streptophyta, Charophyceae, Charales, Characeae.
AUGAGUUACAGAUGAUCACGCGCAAGACUCGCAUACCUCUAUCAGAGGAGGGUCACCCGACCACAGACCAAGGACAUGGACCCGAAGGCGGGAGAAUCCAUCCUUGCCUAUGAGGAAUGCUUGGCGGCAUUCAUCCAGGAGGCCAACGAUAGGGCCGCCGCCCCGGCCAAGGAACGUAACCGGAUUGAGCAAGAAGAGGAGGCCAAGCACCAGUUGGAGGAACAGAACCGACUUCGUCAGGAGGAGGCAGACCUGCAGGCUGCAGCUGGACACCGGUCACGCCAGCGGGAACGACUGUUCACGCGGGAGACCGUGAUCGGUGAUGAGACCGCACAUUGGGUGGAAAUGGCAUCUGGGGACGCAGCCUCGGAGACUGACAAAGGGCUGUCCACCGUUGCGCAGAUCUCCCAUGACCUCGUGGCCACCUUCACUCUGCAGCAGGAGGAAAUCCUCCACCUGCAGCAGACAGUGGACCAGAUGCUUGCACGGCUGCAGGCGUUGGAGAAACAGCCAGCUGCUGUAGCAGCCGCAGAGCCUUCUAACCUUGCCACCCGUGUUCAAACUUUGGAGGAUGAUGUCAACCACAUUAAGCGGGUGCAUCAGGACUUCCGGACGUCACAACUAGCAACGAACUUGCAGUUGGAGACGCAGUUCCAGGCCGCUGCGGCCGUGACACCUGCGGUCGCAUCCUCCCGACGCCCACCAAAACUGGAUGACAUUCCAGUUUUCUGCGAUCAGUCCAAGACGAACCGAUCCCCCCGGUACAAAGCCAACCGCGACAAAUGCGAGUUUGUCCGGCAAGAGCUUGAAUACUUGGGUCAUCUUGUAUCUCCGGAAGGCAUUCGUCCGUUGGCGGACAAGAUUCAAGCCAUCCACGAGUGGCCCGAGUCGAAGAAUGUGACGGACGUCCGAUCCUUCCUCGGCUUGGCCGGCUAUUAUCAGCGUUUCAUCAAGGGUUACUCGAAGAUCGCGGUCAACCUAAGCAAGUUACAAAGCGAGGAGCGGCCUUUUGACUUCGACGAUGAUGCUCGCCAUUCCUUUGAAACACUCAAAGCGGCACUCUAAUCCGCCGAGGUGUUACAUAUUUACGA